CCCCUGCUGGUGGUGUGAUCAGGGAAGAAAAGGAAAGGAGAAUAAGGGGGCGCUGCUUUUCCGAUCCCCCCUCACCCCUCUCCCUCCCGCCUUCGACUUCCGAUGCGAGUGAGAUCGCAGACCGCGCCCUCCAUCGCCGAUCCGCAUGUGUUCCUAUCAGAAGACCAACACGAUUGGAUCUUUCUUCCUCUUUCGUUGUUAACCUUCCAUCGGAACCUCUGUCUGUGAAAAAUCCCGUAUUUCUUUGGUGCUUUUUCGCGCAAGAUUAACCCAUCUUUGUCCAUUCUUGGUUCCCCCCUCAGACCCCCGCAAUCCCUUCUUUGAACCCUGUAAAAUUCCCUUUUUUUUUGUUCGGUCUCUCUUUUUUGUUGGAUUUGGAGCUCGUCCUCUUCGCCUCGGUUGGACCCCGAGGAUUUAGGUUUAGGGAUAGGCGAAUCGGACUGUGGAGGCCUUCUUUGGUGUUCUGGAGAUCAGUUUUUGGGCUGUUGUUGUGUGGAUCUUUGUGGCUCCCGGAGCGCUGGGUGUUCCUUGCUGGGGUUCGUUUCCGUGUUGAGAAAGAAAAAGGAGGGUGUUACUUGAUCUCAAAUCGCGGUUACAGGGACUAGGGUUCGUCACGGUCUGAGGCACAGAAAGAAGACUGCGCUUUAAGAUUCGGGCGGGUUCGUCCGGGUUCCGGUAGAUCGGUUCAUCGAUUUCUGCAGCACCGUUUUGGUGUUUUUGGUGGUGAGCGGUGCUGUACUAGCGGGAACUGAUCUCGAUUCUUUCUGGUGCUUGUGACCUUCUCUUAUUGACCGUCUGUUGUUGGUUAACACCCAGUUCGAGGGUUCAUCCGGUUGGCUCGAAUAAUUGCUGGUGGUGAGUUGUGUCGAGAGCAAUGGAGAGGAUCUGAAUCUGGAAAUGUGUGUGAGGACAUGGUGCAGAGGCAGGAGCAUGGGCGGUGGUCCGUUCCCUUACUGGAACAGUUAUACUGCAUACUAGGAUUUCUAGUCAACCGAGGCUCACCGUGCAAUGUCUCGCUGCUUCCCAUUCCCACCACCGGAAUAUGAAAAGAAGACAAGUAGUGGCCACGUAGACUUACUAGCUGAGGAAUUUGCUGUACAUGUUUCUUCUUCCCGGCAUGCCAUGGGCUUUCAGUUCUAUUGGUACAAGAAUGAUGCUACGUGCCAACACUUGGUUCCUUUUUCCUGACAGCAGGCUAUCACAUAUGCCAACCAAUAUUAAACGUUGUUGGAAUCUAGUUAUUUUGGUGUGUAUAUUAUCAAAUAGAGGACAAACACAAAGAGAAGAAGCAUAAAAAGGAGAAGAGUGACAAAGGGAAGAGAGAAGGCAAAGAGAAAAAAGACAAAGAUCGAAGUAAAGAUAAACACAAGGAGAAGAAAGAUCGAAAAGAAAGGCACAAAGACAAGAAAAAAAAGGAUCAGGACAAGGAUAAACUAAAGACACCAUAUGAUAGGACUGACAAACAGACUGAUUCUCCCAAUGGAGAUAUGGUUGGAGAAUGCAGUUGGAAGGCAGAGGCAAUUAAACAUUCUAAAUCUACCGAGGAGUUGGGCAGGAAGAUCAAAGAUGGAGAUAAAGUGCCAGCAAACAGGAAAGUUGACAACUUCAGUGGCCCAGUUGAAAAAAGCAUUGGUAGCUUUGCUGUGCCUGCAGUGUUUAAGGAAAGAGUUCCAACUGAUAAAAGUAUUCCAUCCUCUGUGGAUGCUCCACAGGGUAGAAUUGAUGGCUUGGAAAGGUCAGCUGACAAAGUUGCUAUUUCUAAUCAAAGAAGAAAUGAGGGUUUGGUCUCUUCACAUGUAUCACAGAAGGAAAGAAGUCCUAGUGACAAGUUGGCGCCAGAUCUCAAUAGUACAGCGCAAAGAGGAAAUGGUGGUAUGGCACUACCUCUGGAGAAAUGGGUGGAUUCUGUUCCAAGACAAUUUGAGGGCCCAUACCCUGCAGCUGCUAUGGAAAUUGAUAAUUACAAGAGUAACAAAGUUACCUCAAGUUCCACUAACGCUGUUCAAAGAACCACUAAUGGGAUGGGUCAGCCAACGCAGAACCUUUCCACUCCUAAAAAUGUUGACUCCAUUGGCCUUGCCAGUAAGAUGGAGGACAGAAGAGAAGUUAACAAAACUGAUCCAAACCAUGACCUUAUGGAUCAAAGAAGAAUUGAUAGGAUGGGCCGAUCAGUGGAGAAGGAUGCAAACAACCGGAUUAAGGAGGAGAAAGCGAGGAACACAGAGCGGGAAGCUGAUGAUAGGAGAGAAGAUAGACAGAGGGAUAAGGAUAAUGACAAGAAGAAGAUCAAGGAUAAAGACAAGCACAAAGGGAAAGAAAAAGAAAAGGCGAAAGUAAAAGAGAAAGGUGAACAUAAACAUAAAGAACAAAUUGGGCCUAGAGAUGUCAUGAAAAAGGAUCAGUCAGAUAGUCUCAAUCUAAAGCCUUUAGCCCCUCAGAGAGAUAAUGCAAAAAAUUAUCCUAUCAAUGAUAAUUUCAAGAAGAGAAAGGAAAUGGAUAUAAAUGGGUUCCAUAGUGAGAAUAAUAUGCGGAUUGACAAGUGUCCAAGAACAAAUCCUUCCUCUCACCUCCGUGAAGAGAAUGGGAGGACACUGGAAUCAUCCCAUAUUGCUACAGUUUUUCCUUCAGUAAAACCUGAAGCCAUAAGGUAUACGCCGACGGUAAAACCUGUAGAUAACAAGGAACACAAGAUAAAUGGCAUUGCAGAAGCUCAGCCAUCCUUGUCUGGCUUGACGCAUCUGGUUGCUGCAAAGAAGGGUGCAGCUGGUAAAGUUGAUACAAGUCCUCACCCGGACUCCAUGUAUCUCAACCAAGUAUACUCUAUCCCCAUAGUGGAUGAAUGGCCUGAAUAUGAUGACCAAGAGUGGCUUUUCAGCAGCUGUCACCUUCAGCAAAAGCCGAAGUCAAAGCUUGGGGGCAAUGAGGUCCCCCAGGUAUGGUCUGAGGCACUAAAAAUCGAGCAGGAGGAUGUCGUCGCUUUGCCUUAUGUCGUUCCUUACUGAUACCGGUUAUUCUCAUUAUGCCUGAUUCAUCUUAAAAGAUAUGGCGGCAUGAAUGAAAAUAGUUGAUCUGUUCAUUUUGCUGCCUUCAGUUCCUCCAUGCCUGUUAUUUCUGGUAUGACCUCAAACUUGUUGCAGUUUGAACAUACUAGUGUUCUUCACGGCAUAUUCAUUUCAGGUAGAACGGAGUUACUCUACCCUGCCGCCCUUCAAGUCCAUUUGACUAGGGGUGCCAUAUUGCCGGAUCAUAUUGUUGCUUCAAGUGGCUUGAAGUGUGAGCUCCUUGUGGGAGGAGGGAGGAGGGAGGAGGGAGGUGAGGGGCGUUGCCGCUCUAAUGCACAAUUUUGGACUGUAUUAAUGUAUAUCAUUUUAUAAAAAGAACUGUACAAUGGAGAAGGGGAGGGUGAGAAGAUAAUGGAAGUGGCUAUUGUCAUUCAUUCAUAUAAUUUUUGCAGCUACUGUAGUUCUCGUGGUAAAUAUUAAGCAUGCAAAUUCUCACA
Molecule: messenger RNA, 3499 nt
Organism: Musa acuminata AAA Group (dessert banana)
Lineage: Eukaryota; Viridiplantae; Streptophyta; Magnoliopsida; Zingiberales; Musaceae
Exons: 4
Coding region: 1488-3002 (504 amino acids)
Source: RefSeq, a predicted model, not a curated record